Messenger RNA from Diaporthe amygdali, 6684 nucleotides. RefSeq names its product dna polymerase epsilon. Gene Ontology annotation, cellular component: epsilon DNA polymerase complex; nucleus. Gene Ontology annotation, molecular function: zinc ion binding; DNA-directed DNA polymerase activity; single-stranded DNA 3'-5' DNA exonuclease activity. The record is from RefSeq and is a predicted model, not a curated record. Gene Ontology annotation, biological process: DNA replication; nucleotide-excision repair, DNA gap filling; DNA replication proofreading. Bases 1 to 6684 code for a protein of 2227 amino acids. Lineage: Eukaryota; Fungi; Ascomycota; Sordariomycetes; Diaporthales; Diaporthaceae. The transcript is spliced from 3 exons.
AUGCCAAAUACCUCCCUGCGCCGCCCCCAGAAGGGUUUCCGCGGUGGGCGCGGGGGCAAAUUAGCCUACCAUGGUGCCAAAACUCGAACAUUCACAGCUGCCUCUGGCAGGGCAGAAGCCACUUCCACGGAUGAGAAAUGGGAGCGAACGCGGCUUGCCAACUCCAUCGACGAGAACAUGGGCUUCGCCCGCUACGAGGCUGGCCGGCCACGGGAAGGGUGGCUAGUGAACGUGCAGCCGACAUCGAUCGAAGACCCGCGCAUACCCGGUGGCGGCGGCCGCGCAGCUCUGGACUGCUACUUCAUCGAGGAGGACGGCGCGACAUUCAAGGCGACCCUUGAAUACGAGCCAUACUUCCUCGUGGCAGUAAGAAAGGGCCAUGAGCCAGAGGUCGAAGAGUGGUGUAAACGAGUGCCAGGGGGCGGUGUCGUGAAGAGCGUGAGGCGUGUGGAAAAAGAGGACCUCAACAUGCCAAACCACCUUCUUGGAUACCGGAGAACGUUCCUGGAGCUGAAGUUUGCGAAUGUCACAGACCUCUUGUCUGCACGGAGGGAUAUCAUGCCAAUAGCGGAGAGGAACAAAAAGGGCAUGGACGCGAUGGACACAUAUGCCGAGGUUGCUGCGACCAACAACGGCAAUUUCGACAUGUUUGACGACGAUACACGAAUUGACGAGAAACGACUCAAUACCUCUAUAACUGAAGCCAGCGAUUUCCUUGUUGAUAUUAGAGAAUACGACGUUCCAUACCACGUUAGAGUAAUGAUAGACAAAGGCAUCCGUGUGGGAAAGUGGUAUUUCGUAGAGGCAAAGCACGGCGUCACAACAGUGGUUUGCAACGAGGAACAUCUGGCCAUGGCGGAUCCUGUUGUGAUGGCCUACGAUAUCGAGACGUGCAAAGCACCCCUGAAAUUCCCCGACGCUGCAGUCGACCAAAUCAUGAUGAUUUCGUACAUGAUAGAUGGCCAGGGGUUCCUCAUCACAAAUCGUGAGGUAGUCUCGGAAGACAUCGCAGACUUUGAGUAUACCCCAAAGCCAGAAUACCCCGGUCCAUUUAUGAUUUUCAAUGAACCAAACGAGAGAGCCGUCCUUGAAAGGUUCUUUGCACACAUCAAAGAGGCACGACCCACGGUGAUUGCGACCUACAACGGUGAUUUCUUCGAUUGGCCCUACGUCGACGCCCGGGCGAGCCUCAACGGAAUCGACAUGUACCACGAGAUUGGCUGGAAGAAGGACAACGAGGACCAGUACAAGUCCAACUACUGUGCGCAUUUGGACUGCUUUCACUGGGUGAAUCGAGACAGCUACCUGCCACAAGGAAGCCGUGGUUUGAAGGCUGUUACGGUAGCGAAGCUCGGAUACGACCCCGAUGAGCUCGAUCCCGAACUGAUGACGCCUUACGCUGCCGAACGGCCACAAACACUCGCUGAGUACUCAGUUUCAGAUGCCGUCGCGACGUACUACCUAUACAUGAAAUACGUCCAUCCCUUCGUCUUCUCGCUGUGCACCAUCAUUCCCUUGGGUCCCGACGACACCGAGCGAAAAGGCACUGGAACACUGUGUGAGAUGCUGUUGAUGGUGCAGGCAUACAAUCACGAGAUUAUCCUUCCAAAUAAGCAUGUGUCGCCCAAAGAGUCAUUUUGGGAGGGCCAUCUACUCGAUUCGGAGACAUACGUUGGUGGCCAUGUCGAGAGUAUCGAGGCCGGUGUGUUCAGGGCAGACAUACCAGUGAACUUUGCCGUGGACACGGGUGCAAUCGACGAGCUCCUCAAGGAUUUGGACAAUGCUUUGGAGUUUGUGAUCACGAUCGAGGAGAAGAAGAAAAUGGAGGAUGUCGAGAACUACGAUGAAGUCAAGGCGCAAAUAGCUUCACGGUUGAUGCAGCUGAAGGAGACACCAAAUCGGAACGAGCGGCCCUUAAUUUACCAUCUGGACGUCGCUUCUAUGUACCCCAACAUCAUGACCACGAAUCGACUGCAACCAGACUCCAUGAUCGACGAGUCGGACUGCGCUGCCUGCGAUUUCAACCGGCCUGGCAAGACGUGCGACAGGAGGUUACCCUGGGCUUGGAGAGGAGAGUACUUGCCAGCAAAACGAGACGAGUACAACAUGAUCAAGCAUGCUUUGGAGAACGAACGAUUUCCUGGGAAGUAUCCCAACUCGCCCAUGCGGACAUUCCAGGAUCUGCCUCCCGGUGACCAAGCAGAUCUCAUUCGGAAGCGCCUGCAGACAUACUCUCAGAAGGUCUACCACAAGAUACACGACUCAACCACCAAAGUCCGAGAAGCCAUCAUUUGCCAGCGCGAAAAUCCUUUCUACAUCGAUACCGUACGUGAUUUUCGAGACCGUCGAUACGACUACAAGGGCAAGGCCAAGCAGUGGAAGGGGAAGACAGAGGCUCUCAAGUCUUCAGGAGCGACCGCAGCCGAGGUUGACGCUGCCAAGAAGAUGAUCAUUCUCUUUGACUCGUUACAGUUGGCCCACAAGGUCAUUCUGAAUUCCUUCUAUGGCUACGUCAUGAGAAAAGGAUCAAGGUGGUACUCCCUGGAGAUGGCUGGUGUUACCUGUCUGACAGGUGCUACCAUCAUUCAAUUGGCACGAGGUCUCGUUGAGCGCCUUGGUCGUCCUCUUGAACUAGACACCGACGGUAUUUGGUGCAUGCUUCCCGCUACCUUUCCCGAGAACUUCGCCUUCAAGUUGAAGAACGGAAAGAAGCUACCGAUUUCGUACCCUUGUGUCAUGUUGAACCACCUUGUCCACGACAAAUUCACGAAUCACCAAUAUCAGACCCUCGUCGACUCCAAGACGUUCAAGUAUGAGACGCACAGCGACAACUCCAUCUUCUUCGAAGUCGACGGCCCAUACAAGGCCAUGGUCUUACCUACCUCAAAAGAGGAGGACAAGAACUUGAAGAAGCGAUAUGCCGUAUUCAACGACGACGGCAGUCUCGCAGAACUGAAAGGUUUCGAGGUGAAGAGAAGAGGAGAGCUGAAGCUCAUCAAGAUCUUUCAGCAGCAAAUUUUUAAAUUCUUCCUGGAGGGCACCACGCUCGCCGAGUGUUAUGCUGCAGUAUCCAAGGUUGCCAACCGCUGGCUAGACGUUCUUCAUAGCAAGGGUACAACGCUGGCGGAUGAGGAGCUGAUGGAUCUCAUUUCAGAGAACCGUAGCAUGUCCAAAACCCUGGAGGAGUACGGCGCGCAGAAGUCCACAUCAAUCACCACCGCCAAGCGUCUUGCGGACUUUUUGGGAGAAGGCAUGGUCAAAGAUAAAGGAUUGAACUGCAAGUUCAUUAUCUGCUCGCGGCCCAAAAAUGCGCCCGUCACCGAGCGAGCCAUUCCUGUCGCGAUUUUCUCUGCUGAACCAGAUGUCAAACGAUUGUUCUUGACUAAGUGGUUCAAAGAGGCCCCCAUCGAUACAGACCCUAGAGCACUGAUUGAUUGGGAUUAUUAUCUGGAGCGUCUCGGCUCAGUGAUUCAGAAGCUCAUCACCAUUCCGGCCGCGCUGCAGAAAAUUCGGAAUCCAGUACCGCGUGUUCCUCAUCCAGACUGGUUGCAAAAGAGGAUCAACAUCAAAGAUGAUCGGAUGAAGCAAAAGAAGCUCACAGAUCUCUUCAGCAGGGAACCACUCAAGGAUGUCACCAAUCUUGCUGACCUAGAAGACUUCGGCACUCAGCUGCUGAAACCAAAGCCAGUCACUGAAAUCGUGGCGGCAACUCAGCAAAAGACACCAGCCGCACAGAAGAGGAAGUCGCCCGAGCCCGAGGAAAACCUCGACCCAUUCGCUGCGCUACCCAAGGUGAUGCCGAAUCCUUCCGAAGACUAUGCUGCGUUCUUGGAAUAUCAGAAGAAAAAGUGGAAGAUCCAGAAGCAAGCUAGAAUACGCCGUCGCCAUCUAUUUGGUGAACGCCGUGCACCAACGAACAACAUCCAGCAGGCGUUCCGCGAUCAGGCCGAGGUAACCUUCCGCAACACAUGGCAGUUGCUACAGCUUAAGCCGACAGAUAGUCCUGGUUUGGUGACAGCGUGUGUGCUCAUCGAUAAUAAGGUCCAUUCCCUCAAGAUCAAGGUGCCGCGCCAAGUGUUCCUGAACCUGAAGGGUAAGGACCUUCCGGAUAUCGACAUUGAAGGCUGUGAAGUUGAACAGGUCAAUCACACGCUUCCCAAUGGUCACCCUUCGGCGCAUCUUUUCAAGUUGACGGUACCCGAGGAUAUCUACUUCGCCCAAGCAGAGAAGUUCUCUCUGUUAUUCAACCACCCCAGUGUAGAGGGUGUGUACGAGAAGCAGGUACCCCUGAACACUCGUGCCGUUCUGCAGUUGGGUAACCUCUGCACCAUCGACGAGAGCAAACCCGGUGUCCUUGGCCAGGGUCUGGAUCAAGGAUUCGAAUUGCCUAGUUUGAUGCGGCCACUCAAGCCAAGAACAUACCUGAGCGGCACCAAAAUGGCAUACAUCUACUUGUCCCACAUCAGCUCCGGCGAACGGCAGAUUUUUGGCAUCUUCUCUAGCACUGGGGAGACUGCUCAUGUGGUGAUACAGCACAAGAACAAAGAAAGUGGCCAAGAUCUUCCCAAUACUAACAAGAUAUACUCCGACCUGCGAGCCAGGCAUGCGAGUGAGGCAGAAGGCUCGAAUUGGGAGGAAUGUUUCCCAUACCAAGAGAAGCUGAACUUUAAGAUCACGCAAGUGACAACGCGGCGAAAGGCUUUCCUCGAGAUUGGUGACGUGGUCAAGAAAAUGAAGAAGGACGAGAUCAAGCCACUCGUUAUGGUCGUUCAGUCUUCGCAGACGAAUCUCCUUGUCCACGACAUCUCGAUCCUGGGUGAGAUGCCUGUUCUGCCGCUCAAAUACAACGUCGAUGAUAGCUCGCUACCUCCACUUGGAUGGCAAACUGUUGUUGCCAGGCGCUUAAUACAUCACUACCUCGGCCUUGGUCCAUGGAUAUUGCACCUCACCGCCCUGGCCAGGUACGCUGAUAUCCCUCUCUGCAAUCUGGAGCGGGAAGACCCACGCUUCUUGAUUGAUGUUGCAUAUGCAAGGCGGCUACAGAACAACAAUGUCGUUUUAUGGUGGUCUGGUGGGCCUCGCCCAGAUCACGCAGGUUACGAGCUGGACGAUGUUGCUGGGCCCCUGGAAAUGGUGCAGAUGCCGUCCGUCAACACGCCAGGGACGUAUUCAUCAGUGUGCAUUGACCUUGAAGUCAAGAACCUCGCCAUCAAUACCAUCCUGACAUCAUCACUUAUCAACGAGCUCGAGGGCGCCGACUCGAUAUCUUUCAACCCCGCUGCGGAUGGUGGAGCCGGUGACGGAACAGAGGUGCUGUCCUCGGACAACGCGUUCGCCAACGCCAGCAUCCAAGUGCUUCGCGAGAUGGUAAAGGGUUGGUGGGCGGAGGCGUGCAAGGGCAACGAUAUGGCAGAUAUCAUGGUUCAGCAUCUCGUCCGUUGGGUUGAAAACCCCGACUCAUUCCUCUACGACCGUGCCCUCCAUUACUACGUCCAAAUGAUGUCGCGCAAGGCGUUCCAACAACUCAUGGCCGACUUCCGCCGUGUCGGGUCUCAAGUCAUCUUCGCCAAUGCGAAUCGGUUGCUACUGCAGACUACCAAAGCCGAGGUGGGCAACGCCUACGCGUACAGCCAGUACAUUCUCAAGUCCAUCAAGGGUAAACCAUUAUUCCACUUCAUCGACCUAGAAAUCAAAGAAUACUGGGACUACCUUGUGUGGUAUGAUGAGUUCAACUACGGCGGCAAGGCGACGCAGACAGUUGUUGAGGCCGCUACGCAGAACCUGGAGACGAUCAUGCACUGGCAGAUGUCGACGUUCCUACCUAUCCGGCUGCAACCCACCUUCGCCGACUGGGUCAUUGAGUUCAUCACCCUCAUGCACAACAUAAAACGGCCGCUCUUUGGAUCUGACCCCACAGCCACGCCGCGCCUGACACAGCUCCCGAAUAAUCGCAACCUAGCCGAAGAUGGCGAAGGCCAGAUCAUCCUUGGCAAGGCCUUCGAGAAGCCCUUAAAGCGCGAUAUCCAGGGCCUACUAAGCACUCAGAAGCGCGAACUUCUCCAUCCAGAGCUUGCGGCCGACUAUUCGUUCCCCAGCCUUCCCGGCAGCCACCUUAACUACAGUCAGAGCAACGCCGUCCUGGAGCUCGUCAAAAUGCUGAUGCAGGUGCUCUCGCUGGAUAAGAACAUCGUCUUCGAGGCACGGCUCCUGCGCAAGGAGCUGCUCGCGCUCUUCGACGUGCGCGAGUUCAGCAAGGAGGGCGGCUUCGUCAACCCGUCUGAGUCCCUCAAGAUCGCGCAGGUCAGCUGCGACAGCUGCACGAUGGCUCGGGAUUUGGACUUCUGCCGCGAGGAAGACCUGCUCCCAGAGGAGCCUGGCGCCGCGACGCUGUGGAAGUGCACCUUCUGCGAGGCCGAGUACAACCGUAACGAGCUCGAGGAGAGGCUUGUAGCCGACGUCGAGGCCAUGGUGGUGGCCUGGACGACACAGGAUCUCAAGUGUCUCAAGUGUGGCGCGUUGCGGGUCAAUGACUUCAUGGAACAUUGUACGUGCUCCGGGAGCUGGGGCGAGAGCGUCCGGAGGGCGGAUCUGGUGGCUCGGCUGCGGGUGUAUCGGAAUGUUGCCAAGUUCUAUGGGCUGAGGAUGCUUGGGGAUGUUGUCAGUGGCUUGUUUGGGGACUUGUGA